AACACGACCCACCUCUCUUCGAUUCUCGGAACCUUCUCCCGGCGUUGUUGAAAUAGGCAGUACGAUUAGAAACUCUAUGCCUCAAGAUGUCGGCAGCGCCAUUGAACGAAACAGACUACGUCUCAGAAGAAGACUCCGAUUUUGCGCCCGAUGAUGCCCCUGCGGAAGCGUCUUCUGCCUCGGAUGACGACGAGCCCACUGAAACCGAAAAGCCGGCCCAAGGGAAACGAAGUCGCGAGGGUGCCAAUGAUACCGUGGAGGAUGAUGCGGGUUUCGAGAAUUCCGGGGACGAGGCAAUAAUUGAAAAGGGUAAAAAACGGCAGAAGAAGUCCAAACGUAAAGAUGAAAAAGAGGGCGAGGAUGAAGGAGGUGAAGGAGGGUUGAUCAAGACGCGUAGAAUGCGUGCGGCCGAGAAAGCCGAAAAACGAGCAGAGGUCGCAAGCGGCCCCGUUACAAUCGACGUGGAUGCGCUAUGGGCACAAAUGACUCUCGAGUCGGGAGGAGGCCGAAACCCGCAAGAAUCGACAUCAACACAACCUAAAGUAGAACUUCCUAAGCCUUCGUCGCAGCCCAAGCCCAAACCAGUCCUCGAGAAACCCGAACAGUCCGAUCUUAUUCGCAUAAAACGAACCUACAACUUCGCCGGCAAAGUCCACACCGAAGAGAAGCUAGUCCCCCGUGAUUCGGCCGAGGCCAAGUUGUACCUCGCCGAAAACGGCGGCAGCGACUCGACUCCCCCAGAUGGCGAUUCCUCUCCCACGCGGAAACGCAUGCCAAGAAAGGCAUUUCGUUCCAGGUUUGAGCCUGUCGCAGCCGAGAGCAGUUCCUAUCGAUCGGACCUAAACCUGGGCAUGUCUGAUCGCCUGCGAGCGCGUGAGCUAGCCAAGGAGACGGAUGCUAAGAAACUGAACACGGUGGAAAAAAGUAGGAUGGACUGGGCCGGGUUCGUGGAUCGGGAGGGUAUCAAGGACGAACUCGAACUGGCGGGCAAGUCGAAGCACUCCUUUGCCGCCCGACAGGACUUUUUGGCAAGGAGCGAAGCCCUUAGGGAGGACGAGGCGAGGCGAUUGCGGAUGACAAACAAAACCUGAACGUCCUUGGUGUCGAGUAAUAUGUACAUCGUAUCGUGUAGGAGGGAAAAGGAGGAACCCGAAAUGGCGUUAAAGGACAUAAUACCCGAGUGGGCUAUAGAUUAGACUGGUUCAUUGAUAUGUUUACAAAGCACACUCCUUGCCU
Messenger RNA from Chaetomium fimeti, 1236 nucleotides. Its product is annotated as bucentaur or craniofacial development-domain-containing protein. The record is from RefSeq and is a predicted model, not a curated record. Bases 87 to 1091 code for a protein of 334 amino acids. NCBI's taxonomy places the organism in Eukaryota, Fungi, Ascomycota, Sordariomycetes, Sordariales, Chaetomiaceae. Gene Ontology annotation, cellular component: Swr1 complex. The transcript is spliced from 2 exons.